AUGCCAAAAUACGCAUUUAAGCCAAGCUGUAGUUUAUCUAAAAAAUCAAGAAUAAAAAGACAAAAUCUAAGUACCUCUACUGAGUGCAACAUUGUAUGUACUCCGCUCAUUAACCAAGAAGAACACCCAACGCCCGUAAUUCUAGGAGUCCAUAACUCUAUCAGAAUCACCGCAGAACCGUUUUCACAUACUGACAAUCAACAUAUUUUAGAAAAUGUGGAAUUAGAAUCGACUGAAAAUGCAUCUCAAGAACAAAAUAUGCACAAUGAAUUAAUACAUAAUAUUUCUGAUCCAAAUAUUUUCCAAUCAAAACUUUCUGAGUACAUUAUUUCAUCAAGAACUCCAAGAAGAAGUGCCACUAAGUUAUUGAAAUUACUCAAGUCGGUAGAUACAUUAAAUUGUUUGAAGUCACUUCCCCAGGAUUCAAGAACAUUAUUAUCUACCCCUCGAUCGGGCCAAGUUAAUUUGACAAAAAUUGGAGGUGGUGAAUAUGUUCACUUUGGUAUAUCUACUGGAUUGUUACAUACAUUGAAACAUUUUAUACCUGUUAAAAACCUAUCAAUAUUAGAUGUAUGGUUCAAUAUCGAUGGACUCCCAAUUGACAAAAAAGGAAAGUCUUUUUGGCCCAUACUAUGUGCUAUUUGUUUUGAGUCUACUAUCAUGAAACCUUUUAUUGUUGGUGCUUAUUUCGGAUCUAAAAAACCGUCUAAUGUUCAGGAGUAUCUUUAUCCUUUUAUUGAGGAACUUAAUCAACUUCUUGAACAUGGUUUGGCUAUAGAUGACAACACCAUAAACAUAAAUAUGAAAGGUAUAAUAGCUGAUGCGCCUGCCAGGGCUUUUAUGAAACAAAUCAAAGGUCAUUCUGGUUACUUUGCUUGUGAGAAAUGCAUUGAGGAAGGUAUUUAUUUGUCAGGAAGUAUAAGCUUUCCCAAUGGAACAGCUCAGCUUCGUACUGAUGAGUCAUUUGUUUCCUCUUUAAACGAAGAACACCAUGUAGGAGUUUCUCCGUUAUUAGAAAUUUCUGGUUUUGGACUUGUGUCAUCUAUUCCAUUAGACUACAUGCAUUUGUGUUGUCUAGGAAUAAUGAAAAAAAUUUUAAGUUUUAUGAUUAGAGGCACUUUAGUUCCAAAUUCUUGUGGUUCUAUUCGUCUGUCUAGGGACCAAAUAGAACGUAUCAAUCGACGUAUGAAAAUUACUGCACAAUGGCUAAGUAAAGAUUUUUCUCGUAUUCCUCUCGAUCUGAAUGAUUUCAAAACUUACAAAGCCACUGAAUUACGUCAAAUAAUGCUAUACACAGGACCAUUCAUUUUCAAAAAUAUUGUUAGUCAACUGGUAUAUGAUAACUUUUUGAUAUUUAACAUUAUAAUGAGAAUACUAAGUUGCACAAAAACAGUCACCAAUAAUAAUGAAUAUGCAGAUGUACUAGCUAAACACUUUUUAAGUACAUUUUGUUUUGUUUAUGGUCGGGGGAAUGUGUCUUAUAACGUGCAUUCAAUUAUUCACUUACCUCAAGAUGCUAAAAAGUAUGGGGUUGUAGACAAUUUUUCAUCAUUUCCAUUUGAAAACUAUCUACAACACAUAAAGAAAAUUGUUCAACCAGGUCAUUCUCCGUUAAUUCAACUAUAUAAUCGGAUUACAGAAGAGCGUGAAUGUGAUUUAUUAAAUGCUCAUGUAUCAUCCAUCCAUUAUCCAUAUUUAAAUGGUGAUCAUUGUAAUGGACCAUUGCCAGUUAACAUAAGCAAUAUUACUAUAGCUCAAUACUCAGUAUUAUUUAUGCAAAAUUUUACAAUUCGAGUGUCCAAUAAUAACCCAAGAAGUACUAAAAAAGAUGAUUGUAUCAUAAUUUCUUCUAAUGUAAUUGGCAUUGUUCAAAAUAUUUUGAAAAUCAAUGGAAAAAUUCAAUUACUUUGCAAAACGUUUCAACACAUUUCAUCUCUUUACAAUGAGCCAUGUACUUCCAAAUCAGUUUGUGUGUUUGAAUGUAGUAAAUUAUCUGCUACUUUAACAUUAUUUUCGAUUGAAGAUGUAAAAUUUAAGGCCUGCUAUUUACCAAAUGACUUGCAACAAACAACUUUUUAUGUUUGUGCCUUACUUCACACAAUUAAUUAG
Molecule: messenger RNA, 2109 nt
Organism: Macrosiphum euphorbiae (potato aphid)
Lineage: Eukaryota; Metazoa; Arthropoda; Insecta; Hemiptera; Aphididae
Source: the annotation of a GenBank genome assembly